GUUUGUAUCAAGGUAUCAACAGCGAUUGUUGUUAUAAUAGGGAAGGAUAUGAUGCUUGACACUUCAAUAUUUGAGGAUGCUACAGUUGCAGAUAUAAAAAGCUGCCAACUAUGGCAAUUAUCAUCUUUUAUUUUUUUCUCAUGCUGCUUUUAAUGAUGUUCGGAUUAGACUUUGUAUAUGUGGGCACUUUUCAUGAUGAUGAUACUGGCAUAAUUUAUGCAGAUCGUGGCUACUAUUCAGUGGAGACUGUUACACUUUUGGUGGCCUUGAAAGUCCGUUAUAGAGAUAGAAUUACAAUCCUUAGGGGAAAUCAUGAGAGUCGUCAAAUCACUCAAGUGUAUGGGUUCUACGAUGAAUGUUUGAGAAAAUAUGGAAAUGCUAAUGUCUGGAAAUUCUUUACCGACUUGUUUGAUUAUUUGCCUUUGACUGCCCUUAUUGAGAGUCAGAUUUUCUGCUUGCAUGGUGGUCUCUCACCAUCUUUGGAUACACUGGAUAAUAUUCGGGCGUUGGAUCGCAUACAGGAGGUUCCACACGAAGGACCAAUGUGUGACCUAUUGUGGUCUGAUCCAGAUGAUCGCUGUGGUUGGGGAAUAUCUCCACGUGGUGCAGGAUAUACAUUUGGACAGGACAUAGCUACUCAGUUUAAUCAUACCAAUGGUCUCUCCCUAAUAUCUAGAGCUCACCAGCUUGUCAUGGAAGGAUACAAUUGGUGCCAGGACAAGAAUGUGGUGACUGUUUUUAGUGCACCUAAUUAUUGUUACCGAUGUGGGAACAUGGCUGCCAUACUGGAAAUUGGAGAGAAUAUGGAUCAGAAUUUUCUGCAGUUUGAUCCAGCUCCCAGACAAAUUGAGCCUGAUACUACACGAAAGACUCCAGAUUAUUUUUUGUAACUUCAUAUAUCCCUUUGUUUGUAGUUACUGCUUUCUGCUGUUACUGUAGAUGUGUCUUUAAGGAGAGAGGAGUUUCACUCUUUAAGUGGACGGUUAUCAUCAACAUAAUUCUUUCUUUUGGAGUUUGUCUGCUGUUGCCGCUGCUGCCGUCUUAUUUCGACAAACAAACAAAUAGAAUUGACACAAUUGGUGUUGUAUAUUUUUAUAGGAGGAAGCGGCAAUAACAUGGUAUAUUCUGUGCUGUAUUUUUUUAAAAUUAAUUCUCAAGUUAGAGAGCAGAUUUUUUAGUA
This is a messenger RNA of Vigna umbellata (rice bean), 1180 nucleotides long. The record is from RefSeq and is a predicted model, not a curated record. NCBI's taxonomy places the organism in Eukaryota, Viridiplantae, Streptophyta, Magnoliopsida, Fabales, Fabaceae.